Molecule: messenger RNA, 1140 nt
Organism: Pistacia vera
Lineage: Eukaryota; Viridiplantae; Streptophyta; Magnoliopsida; Sapindales; Anacardiaceae
Product: protein HEADING DATE REPRESSOR 1-like
Exons: 4
Coding region: 481-1014 (177 amino acids)
Biological process (GO): regulation of flower development
Source: RefSeq, a predicted model, not a curated record
GAAAGAGAAUUCGGAUGUGAAGAAGACUGAUGUGGCUUUGACUGGAUUCUCUCCGGCUUCCACACCUAGGAUUUUCUGGAAGUCAAGAAAGAGAUCAGAGAGAAAGAAGAAUAGUGAUAUGACUUGCGGAGUUGCGGUUGCUUUACUUUUACGCUGUUUUACUGGGUUUGGUAACACUCUGGUUGGCUAAUUAAUCACUGUCAUUCUCAUUUUUUGUCUGUUUCUUUUUCUUUUUUAUCCUUUUUGGUUUUCGUAUUACUUUACCUUUUCAUUUCAUUUCAAACCCAAAUAAAUAGAAUCCCUUUUAAAAAAAUAACUGGGUAUUUUUGUUUAUACCUUAUCUUCUUCUGUUUCACGUUUUCAAUUUCCUAAUUACCCUUACAUGUUUUGACUUUGAACGGCUGCUUUACGGAGAAUGCUGCUGCACUCAAAAUCUUUUUAUAAUCCAUUGAGCAAAAUGUCAUCAAUGAUGCUUACCUAAUGGUUAGAUUGGCAGCUAGCGGGAGGAGUUUAGACAUAACAGAGGACACUGCUAAUGAAACCCCCGCCAAAGAGAGAGAAACUUCCGAAACAGAAAAGGAACUGGAGCCAAUUCCAGACACCAUGCUUUCUGAGCGUCGGAAGGCUCUCUUCGAACCACUGGACCCUACAAAUGGCCGCCGGUCAUCUGCUGAAACCUUGCUACCCCCACCAGACUUUGACGCUUCUUGCUAUCCCAAGGGCUGGCUGAUUGGAAAGAAGCGGAAGCUUGUAAAUGUGGAUGUUGUAGAGAGCAUGCGACGGGUUGCUGUCCAAGAAAUGAAUAGAAAGGACCGGGAAAUCAAUGGCCUAAACGAGCAACUCGAAGAGGAUGCGCGUUGUCUCGAACAUCUACAACUCCAGCUUCUGCAAGAGCGGAGCAAACGUGCAGAGGUCGAGAGGGAAAACACAAUGCUGCAAGAUCAGAUAAACAUGCUGAUGAACAUGUUGCAGGAAAACGAGGCAAUGGAAGACGAGGGCACAGAGGAACCUUGAUCAUGAUAGUUUGUUUGAUUGUAUGUCUGUUUGUUUAUUCUUUUGUAGAAUUGUUUGGUUAAGUAUAGAGAGCAAAAUCAUACAUGCAUAUAAUAUUCUUAGCUGACAAAAAAAAAAAAAAAAAAA